Messenger RNA from Lactuca sativa (garden lettuce), 1260 nucleotides. RefSeq lists its product as uncharacterized. Gene Ontology annotation, molecular function: transcription elongation factor activity. The record is from RefSeq and is a predicted model, not a curated record. Gene Ontology annotation, cellular component: super elongation complex. NCBI's taxonomy places the organism in Eukaryota, Viridiplantae, Streptophyta, Magnoliopsida, Asterales, Asteraceae. Gene Ontology annotation, biological process: transcription elongation by RNA polymerase II.
AAACACGGAUCCAUCUGUUGUUAAUCCCAAAUAGAUUUUCUAGGGUUCCAAUUUGUGAUCGUUAUACUUCAAUCAAACAGUGUAAUUGGUUGAAUAAGAUUCAAUAAAUGGCAAACAGCAACAAGCGAGAUGAACCCUUAACAGCUCCACCGGUCGAUCGAUGGUUUGACCUAACCCUAGGUUCCUCUUUUCAAGACAAUCCUUCCUCCAAAUUCUGCACUCUUCGCUAUGAAUUUAAGCCAGCAUCUAUCGAUAAAAACCAACCUGGGAAAUUGCACAAAACCAAAGAUAACAAGGUCGCUGUUGAAUUCCAGAACAAUCUCCCAGGGAAACCCAAAGUGAGCUUUGAAGGUAGUAGUGAAGAUUACAAAGACAAUGAUGCAGUUUUGUUCUUCGAUGGAACAAGUUUUAGGUUAGAAAGACUUCACAGAUCAGUUAAGCGAUUGAGACAUGUCCGCCAACCUGGCGAGUCUGCAGCAGUGGCUGCCGCCACUUUACCACCACCUGAAGCCAGUUCACCACCACUUGGAAAGGGAUCAAAAUCUCAAUCUUCAAACAAGAACUUACUUCCUCCAUCAGUUGAAGUUGAAAGAAUUGAAAUUGGCAACUUUAAAGGCUAUGAUGGGAAACCCCGAGAAGAAAAAGUUGUUGAAGAUCCAUUCAACCCAUCAAAUUCUCUCUACACAUCACCAGAUCCCAAGAACGAUGAUGACCUGGACGAACAGCUGGACAUACUCAAUGAUGACGAGGAAGAAAUCGAUAUCAACAUAGAAACAGAAACAGAACCCAAAAGGCAACAACAAGCAUUCACUGGAAUUGACAUCAACAUUCCUCAUCAAAACGAAAGUGAUGAUGAAAUUGCAGAAGUUGAUGUUAGUGAUGAUGAAGGGGAUGAAGGUCUUAAUGCUGCAGAAGCCCUUAGAGCACAAGUGAAUGCUGAGGAAAGAAAAGAAGGGUCUUCGAGUGAGAGUGGGAGUAGUAGUAGUGGAAGUGGCAGUGGCAGUAGCAGUAGCAGUAGCAGUGACAGUGACAGUAGUGAUGGUGAUGGUGAUGGUGACUCUGUAAACUCUAUUUAAGAAGUUUUUAUGUUUUCGGUUCUUGUAAGUUGAGUAAAAGUAUUACCAAGAUUGUUGUAUGUCAUAUAAGCUAAAAAGUUGAAAAAAAAAAAUCAAAUGGUAAUUGGUUAUGGAAUCUUUAGGCUAAAAAUUGCAAUAAUUGGUAAAAACUAUAUAAAAGUCUUUAAGGAGAUGAGGUUUUAGA